Oryzias melastigma (Indian medaka) is the source of this 2581-nucleotide messenger RNA. RefSeq names its product DENN domain-containing protein 11. Gene Ontology annotation, cellular component: cytoplasm. The coding region runs from base 402 to 1853 and encodes 483 amino acids. The transcript has 9 exons. Lineage: Eukaryota; Metazoa; Chordata; Actinopteri; Beloniformes; Adrianichthyidae. The record is from RefSeq and is a predicted model, not a curated record.
AUUUUGGGUCGAAAGUGCGGCGGAUGAACACAAAACACGAAGGAUGCUCCUUUUUAAGAUGCAUUCAAGAGCAGCAAACCACGACAGCGCUUUGCAACGUAAAGGAACCAUUAUUUAUGUACGAGACGGGAUUCGGAAUCUGUCGGUAGUCUUGAAUGCAGCUCGCACUAGUAGGAGUUACCUAGAAUCUAGCAUGAAAUUUAUGAUUGCCAGAGAUUAUAGAGGUUUUAAAGCUGAGGUUAAAAGCUUUUUUACGUAACAAUAAUUUAAAGCAAAAUGGAGCUUAUGUGAAUCGUUGCAGAAUCAUUUUAAUAAUGAGUUCUUCGAGGAUGGAGCUGGCGCCCGUCGCCUGAGACGUCCUUUACGACCGGCGGUGACACCGAGGAGGGCGCGCCGACAGGAUGGUGGAGCGGUCGGACCGAGCCCCUCUGCUGGACUGGGAGGAGGCUCCGUCGGCGGAGAAGCCCGGCGAAGCGGCGCCGGACGACCCCCGGGAGCGGCUGGCGAGCCCCGGUAACAGCCGCUGCCCGGCGCCGGGAUGGAGCGGCGGACCCGGGGGUCCCGCUCCCAGCUGCGGCGCCCCGCCCGCCGCCACCUCCAGGACCCCCGCCGAGCAUGAGCGGCCGCCCGGACAGGAGCAGCAUCCUUCGGAUUCUGAAGCCAGGGAGGUGCCGCUGGAGGAGAGGAUGGUGACCUGGGAGGAGAAAGACCAGAUCGUGUCAGUUUUUGUAGUUACGUUUAACACCACGUCAGGGAACAUGCUGGAGUGGUGUUUGCCCAAAGACAUGGACCUGGAAGGAGUGGAGUUCAAGGCCAUCGCCAGCGGCUCCCACAGAGUGACCACAGACUUCAUAUACUUCCGGAAGGGCUGCUACUUUGGCCUCGCCUGCUUUGCCAACAUGGCGGUGGAGAGCACGGCAGAGAGGGGGGCCAGAAUGAAGUCGGUAGGGAUCAUGUCUACUUCCUACACGCUGCUGUACCGCUACAUGAGCUUCCUGGAGCACCAGGUCAGGCUGCAGCUCCAGUCCCCGGGCCACUACUCUGCCCUGGAGGCUUUUUAUGAGGACAAGAGAGCGGUGCUGCCCCCUAAUGGAGGAGAUGCUGUCACCUUACCGCCUAGUGUGUGGGGAAGUGCCAUCAACCACAGCAUGCACCCUGAGAUGAAGAUCACCCAUCCGGCCGGCUGCAUGUCCCAGUUCAUCCGGUUCUUCGGGGAGCAGAUCAUGGUGCUGUGGAAACUGGCCCUCCUCCGCAGACGCAUCCUCAUCUUCUCUCCUCCGCCUGUGGGCGUGGUCUGCUACCGAGUGUACUGCUGCUGCUGCCUGGCUAACAUCUCCAUCCCUGGGGUGGGAUUGGCCGUUCCGGAGUUCAGGCCCUUCUUCUAUGUGAACGUCGCCGAUAUCAGCGCGCUGGAGAACGAGCUCUCCUACGUGGCAUGUACAACAGAGAAGAUCUUUGAGGAGAAGAAGGACCUGUAUGACGUGUAUGUGGAUAACCAGAAUGUGAAAACCUACAGAGACGGUCUGAAGCCGCUGCUCCGCCUCAGCGCCGCAGACCGAGAGAAGUACCGCAAACUCACCGAGCAGAGACAGAUGUUGCUGUAUUCUCAGGAAGAGAGUGGAGACUGUGCGUCCAGUGAGGAGGACCUUUUUAUAUUGUUUUUCUUGGAGCAGAACAAUAGGAUUUUUCAGGCGCUGAGCGAGGUGGCGGCGAGCCCCGACCCCACCGUGACCCAGGAGAGUGUGCGGGCCAUGGGCCUGGACCCUCACGGGGACAGGCUCUUCCUGCUCCACCUGCUGGAGAUCUACGGAUACGACACACUGAUGGUUUCAGAGCAGCUGUGCUGCAACUGAGACGCUGCUGCAGAACUACCGGCUGCUCCUCCAGGACGCCGUCUGUUCCUCCUGGAAGUCAGAGAAGCUGAUGUUUAGAAUCACUUCAUUUCUGAUUGAUUUCAAAAGCUUCACAGGGAGGAUCACAAGCUGGAAGAGCGAAGGAAAGUUUCAUGUAAAAAGACAUCUGGAUUCCUCGUGUGUUGUGUUUGUGGGAUUGCAGGUCUCUGCUGGUGUUGCUUUUCUGGACUUUAAACAUGCUUUGAGUUUUUCAUAAACAUCAAUAUCUGCACCAAAUGCACUCAUGAACAAGCUGCACGUUCUUCACCACUUUGAGCCGGUUUUCCUGCAGGAAAAUCCUUAAAGCAGCUGAGACCACCUUCCCACAGCUACACACCACCAGGAAGCAGAACAUUUCAGAAUAAUGGCACCUACUGAUUUCUCAUGUCGAUGCGUUUGUUGUAGUUGAUCAGCUUCAGUGAAGAAAGGCUUAAAGUGUAGUUAAUCCACAGCUGUCACGUCAAACAUCACUGUGGAUCAAAUGUUUGUUUUGCUGACGUUUGUCCUUUUUUAAAGCUGUAAAUAGGAAUUUUCUGCAGCUCCGUGACAGAAACAGGCUCAGCUGAAUGUGUUUUAUACUGCAAAUCUCUUUAUUUCCAGAACGCAAGCAAAGAACCCAACUUGUUAAAAACACCUUCACUUUAUUUAUUUUAACCCUAAUUUAUUUCAAAAUAAAGUGUCUGACCAAA